GCUCAGCCAAUGGGGCCAAGGCAGGGGCGUGGCGGGAAGUUUGAAACCGCCUCGGGAGCUGAGGAUCGAGCUGCUUUGCACCCAAAGGUGGAAUUGGGGCCCGGCAUCCCCUCCUCGCCCGGGCCGGGCCCUGCCCCGCCCCAUCCUAUUACUCCCGGUUGAGAUGGGCUCAGCCAAGAGCGUCCCAGUCACUCCAGCGCGGCCGCCGCCGCACAACAAGCUUCUUUCUCGAGUGGCGGACCCCCGUUCACCCACCGCCGGCAUCCUGCGCACUCCCAUCCAGGUGGAGAGCUCUCCACAGCCAGACCAGCCAGCAGAAGAGAAGCUGGAGGAUCUUAAGCAGACCCAGGACUCAGAUCCCCGCUCUCCUACCCUUGGCAUUGCACGGACACCUAUGAAGACCAGCAGCGGAGAGCCACCAAGCCCCCUGGUGAAACAGCUGAGCGACGUAUUUGAGACCGAAGACCCCAGAUCAGAUCUUCCCCCAGAGCCUAUUCUGCCCCUGGAGACACCUCCGUCUUCUCAACUGGACUUGCCUUUGGACAGCCAGUUUUCCCUUGAGAAUCAGAUGUCACCUUGGAGUCAGACUGAGCUCCCUUCCAAGCAGGUGUUUUCCAAGGAGGAAACAGGACAGUCUUCAGGAACCCCAGUGGGCAGCCAGGGCUCAGACAAGCCCUUGAGAGACCCUGAGACACCUCGAUCUCCAGGUUCCAUGCGCAGCAGGUGGAAACCAAACAGCAAGGUACUAGGAAGAUCUCCUCUCACCAUCCUGCAGGAUGACAACUCCCCCGGGACUCUGACACCACGGCAGAGUAAGCGGCCUUCUCCCCUGAGUGAAAACGUUAAGGAACUAAAAGGAGGGGCUGUUCUGGGAACUGGACGACUUCCAAAAACUGGAGGAAGAGCAUGGGAGCAAGGCCAGGGCCAGGACAAGGAAAAUCGGCACUUUCCUUUGGUGGAGAACUAGGCCGUGCGUGGCCCCAGUACUGGGUUCACCAGGGGCUGAGUGACACUCUGUGCCUCUCAUCCCUUCUCUCCCUGGGAGACUGGAAAGGCUCGUUUUCCUCAGCCCCUCCUAAACUACCAACUCUGGGACUCAGAGCCUCCUUGGCUUUCUUUGUGUUUUAUGUGUUUCUGUAUAUUAAAGGAAGUGAUUUUAAAUGA
Molecule: messenger RNA, 1164 nt
Organism: Camelus dromedarius (Arabian camel)
Lineage: Eukaryota; Metazoa; Chordata; Mammalia; Artiodactyla; Camelidae
Gene: CDCA3
Product: cell division cycle associated 3
Exons: 6
Coding region: 164-967 (267 amino acids)
Source: RefSeq, a predicted model, not a curated record